UCGCACUUGGCGGUGUGCGCGCCUUGCACGACCUGCCCAAGCAACCGCUGCAACCGCCAUGGCGACUGAGCCGCGGAGCACUUCGUUCAGAAUUGUGUGCGUGCGUGUUUCCUUAGUGAUGUGAUCUUGGGAUGUAAAAAAGUGCACAGGAUCAUCAGAAUACAUCAUCAUGGAUUCAUUGUGGUUGUCUGAGUAUUAAAGUUCAUACAAGGAACAACGAAACAUGCAGGAUUUACCCCCUGGAUUACCUUCCGGUGCUAUUAUGACCAACCAGCAUUUUGUAAGGCUCAACAGCAGCCUUUGCACCAUGACCUUUUACGUAUAAGGGCGGGACGUGCACCAUGACAGAUGCCAUGGAGACGAUGCGGGCCCAGAACCCUACCAUCACGCCACCUAGCAUAAGGAUCAAGAACAUCCCGAGGAAUGCUGAGACCGGAACGCGGUUCCCGAAGCUUGGAGAAUGUGCUCACUUUCACUACGACCAGAUGGACCUGGCCACGGUGCAGAUGUCUCUGGUGGAACGGAGCAAGACUCACGAAGAAGCGGACAAGGAAAACCACCGACAGACGUCCGAAGAGGGUGGUGGUGGCAUGUGUUGUGGGUGGACGGUACAGGUGACGAGCGGAGACCGAUGCUGGACAUUAAGACGCACUUACGACAAUUUCCGGCUACUCGACCAGCAGUUGCACCGAUGUGUAUACGACCGACAGUUCUCCAAGCUACCGGAACUGCCUCAGGAACCUCCUGUCGGGGACGUCCACGAUGAGGAGGCAGUACAGAAACUUCUCACAGACUACCUGCAGCGUUUUUCCAGCCUGGUGGGAAACUUGCUCAACUGUGGCUCUGUCCUCAACUGGCUUGAAUUGGACAACCGUGGCAAUCGUCUCUUGGUCACAGAUGAAUCCGCUAUCAAUACACCUGCAGUAGCUGCAGCCUAUGUCACCAAGAGCUACCAAGCACAGGCUCCAGACGAGAUCUCCUUUGAGGUGGGUGACAUGGUGUCUGUGAUUGACAUGCCUCCUGCUGACGAAUCUACUUGGUGGAGAGGAAAGAAGGGCUUUGAGGUGGGAUUUUUUCCGAGCGAAUGUGUACAGGUGAUCGGAGAUAAAAUUCCCCACAACCUCAAGAUUCCAACAAAACCAGUGCUUCGUAGGCAUGGCAAGCUGAUCGCGUUCUUCCGGUCGUUUCUGCUGUCUCGGCCGUCUAGGCGAAAGCUGAAGCAGAGCGGGAUUCUGAGGGAACGCGUCUUCGGCUGCGACCUCGGAGAGCACCUUACCAAUACUGGCAGGGAUGUCCCAUUGGUACUCACUAGCUGCGCCAAGUUCAUCGAGCAGUAUGGCAUCGUGGAUGGCAUAUACAGGCUAUCAGGAGUCACUUCAAACAUCCAGAAGCUUAGGGUAACGUUUGAUGAGGAUCGUGUACCAGACCUAAACGAAGAUGAAAUCCGUCAGGACAUUCACUGUGUGGCAUCACUUCUUAAGAUGUACUUCAGGGACUUGCCCAACCCUCUGCUUACUUACCAGCUGUAUGACAAAUUUGUGGCUGCCAUGCAGUUGCAGGGCACCAACCGCCUGCAGCGCAUUCGAGAGGUAGUGAAGGAGCUCCCUCCGCCUCACUAUCGAACAUUGGAGGCGCUUAUUAGACAUCUGUCCACGGUGUCGGACCAUGGGAACCGCACAGGGAUGACGGCAAGGAAUGUGGCCAUUGUCUGGGCGCCCAACCUUCUCCGGUCCAAAGACUUGGAAGUAGCCAGUGUUGGCGUGCUCAAAGUGAUAGGCGUCCAGGCGGUGCUCACAGAGUACCUCAUCUGCUACGUGGACCUCAUUUUUAAUGACAAGAUGCCAGCUUAUCCAAGCAGUCCCGAAUCUCAGCAGAGCACACCACGAAGGAACAGCCGGCCCAAAUCUUUAGCUAUCUCCACUCCAACGAAGCUCCUUUCCUUGGAGGAAGCACAGUCACGAGCACUGGCUUCUAAUCUUCCUGGGUCGCAGCCACAGAAAUAUAUUGACGUUGGAGGAGGACCUGAGAAUCUUCCUGCAAAGUAUCACACCGUCAUCGACCUUCCACUUGGGAAACGAGGCAGCGGCAAAUUAAAGAAGUCUCCUCUUGGCUGGAAAUCUUUCUUUGUGCGAGGUUGGCAUUCAGGCAGCACUCGGGAAAAGGAUAAACACUCUCCCGGACUUCGCAAGACCAGUGCAGGGUCACUGCCUCAUCAUCAGAGCCUUCCAACUCAGGAUAAAGCCCUCACAGAGUCAGACAUGGUUCACAGUGCAUCGAGGCAACUUCGAAGUGUGAAGAGUGCAGAGUCUUUGGUUUCCAGCACGGAGCGCUCGUGCCGAAACUCUGACACUUUAGAUUCGUGCAACUCAUCAUCAGACGCAUCUCGUGUACAGCCCUUCCAGUGGUUGCCUGAGACGACCCCCACAACUUCUCCCAGUGGUCACAAGCACGUGCGGUCUGUUUCGCAUGAUUCCUACUUUGAACGAGGUGGCAAUGGAGGGCUGGACCUAUCCUUGGACGACCUCAGUGCUACUUACGACCUUGUGGCUCAGCAAGCAGCACAAUCUCCAACAUCCCCCCCGCAGAAAUCUCCACGAAAACAGAAACUCUCUUCAGAUGUGGAAUGUGCUAACCCUAAAGUACAACGGCUCAGUGACUGUGCAGAAUCCUCAGAAACCUUGAGGCAAAGUAAACAUGCAGGAUCAAUAGAAAUGCAGGCAGAUGAACCUGCUUUGUCUUGUGCUUUUCCCGCUGAAGCAGAUAUCAAUAAGGUUGAGCCAGUGCAUAGGCUCAGCUCAGAUGACCACAGUGAGAAGUCACAGCCAGCAAGUCGUUCACUGACACCGUUUUCAAGCCGACAACCUUUAGCUGUUCACAGUCCUGACGACAUCGGGCCUUACCAAUCUCCCUCACCUCAAGAGCAUGUCCAAAUGAGCUGCCAGUACAGGAAUGCUCUGGACGCAAAACAACAAGCGGGUGAGAAAACUGUACUUGUUGAAGUACAUGCCACGCAAGAAGACUACAUUACUUACCGAGACUGCAGGUCAUCCGAGGAACAAAAUAUGGGCCAGUCGCAAAACGAAUCUGACUCGGACGCGACGGAAGGUGACCUCAGUCCGCACCUUGGUUGCACUUCUCUUGCUGAAGACAUUGCCAGUUCUCUUAAAAUGAGCAACAGUGAAAUCAACACAGACUUCCUGGUUGGUGCUGUGGACAAAAGGGAAGAUGCAGCGAAUGUGCUCGACCAGGCGGAUCUUCCUUUCGUGCCACACGAGACCAGUUUCUUGAAUAGACUUUCAGCAGUUCUUCCCUAUAUUGAGGACACGGACACUUCCCCUUCUGCUGUGUCAUCUCCAUGCGCACUUGUCACUGCCUCCGCAAGGUCCACUCCGCACUAUGUUGAGGAGUUUGAAGAACUUCCCUUUACCAAAGAAGAAAUGUGCACCUCCCCCAUGACAGAGAUGUCAUCUGUGAUAGACAGGGAUGUGUCAUUCAAUUCACCCGCUCCUGAUGGAGAGAACUGUAGCGUCAAUCUUACUUCGGAGAUUGCGAGAACUCCUGAGCAUACUAACGUUAAUGACAGGGAUAAUGUUGAACUACUUUUGAACAACCUAAAGGAACAAGGGGGGUCCCUGCCUUCAGUCUGCCAUGAUGAACAGGACUCGACUUCGGAGGAUGAGGGAAAUGAUACAAUGCCGUACGCGUACCUGGAUGAGAGCCCUAUGGUUGAAACGCUCAGCCAUAGCUUAAGCCCACUACCUCACUCUCAAAGUCAAGACCAGAAUAUUUGCCUUCUGUCACCUGCAGAUACUAGCAGAGAUACUGACUCGCUUCCUGUUAUUGUCAGUGUAGCAGCAAAGCAGCCUAGCUCACCAGAGGCACUGGUCACUGUAGACGGACAGCAUUGUCCACACAAUGUCGAAGAAUCGUGUGUUAUGCAGGUGGAAGCCUUAAAUCAUGUCAUCAAGCAAGAAGUACUGAAUGAAAUUCACGAUGAUGUCCAAAAUGGUGAGAAGUUUAUGGAACUCGAUGAGAGUGUUGUGAAUGAGACUACAAGUAACAGGCCUGUGAGCUAUCAUGACAAGUUUGUUCAAGACCACCCUGAAGUACCAGUUGAAAGAGGUGAUAUUACUGACACUGCAGAAAGAAAUUUGCAGCUUAGUUCUAGUCCACAUGAGCUCCAGUCACAUUUGACAGAAAACGAACAUUUGGAAAGAGGAACCAGCAAGGGCUUGGUAGAAAGCAGGGGGCAUCCAGAAGCCCAUGAGCUACCUUUGGAUGUAAAUACUCAGUCUUCCAGAGACUCAUCGCCAUCUUUUACCGCAGCAGAGCUGGAAGACAUUGAGAAUUCCACAGAAUUGAGUGUUGUGCAAACAUCACCUGCCAAAGAGGAAGUGCAACUCCGCUCAACUUCUUCGGUGGUUUCCUGUGGCCAAACAUCACAGUCAGAGCUGAAACGGAAGUCAGAGCCGCAGCCGUCUAGCCACACAAAGGACCUCCUGUGCAAGAGGCUGUCCGAACCAGCUGCCUGCCAUCCGUGCCGCGAGAGGAAAGGAUCCGUGAAGGAACUAACAUCCAAGUUCGAAGGCAGUGACACCAACUCCGUUCCCAGUGCAGAUUCCAGCCCAUCAAAGGGAUCGCAGCCAAGUCUUUUCACUCAGCUGAAAGUGAUGAGGUUAAUGCGGAAUAACCCUUCCCCACCUUCUGCCACGUUGACGUACGAUCCCUGGUCUGACCCCAUACUUGACAGCACUGUUGACAGCAGUGUUUACGACGAGACAGUGCCAGUAAAGCCUGGUGAGGUUCACCAAACUGAACCUAUAGUGCAAGAAGGGAAAAAGGUCACAGAAAGUGUGGAUGGCACGAAAAAGGUAGAAGAUAAGAUAGCUCAGGUAAACAGAAAUAAAAGGUUUAGUGCCGGCGUCACAAACCGUCAACAGGGCACAGGGGGCAUCACGGCGGCUGAGACUGCGGAACCACAGAGGCCAAUAUCUUUGGACUUGAUGAAAGUGAACGCCCCCAUGCAGAAUGAAGUGACAGAGACCAGCAAAGGGAAAAAGUCAACCACCUCACCUCACAUCGACAGUGAAACUCGGAGGAGAAUAGAAAAGAUCAAGGAAGAACGCCGUGCGCAACUCAGGGAGAAACUCAAGUCUGAAAGUUUCAGAACAGACGACAGGCCCGAUGCUACAAAGCAAAGGAAAACAUCAGAAGGUGGCCCAGACACAGAAAAGACUGAGAAGAGCACCGUGGGGGUAUCGUCACGGUGGUCCAGACACAUCCCAGAUGGAAACCAUCAAGCCGACACCAAGGGUGCAGGAACUGGAAUGACAAAGCACGCAGCACCAUUUAAAGGUGCAGAGAGCAGGAAAGGGCUACCAAAAGGAAACGAGUCUAGCAAGGCAUCCAUAAGGAAGAGCGAUGGUCCAGUAUGGGCGAAACAAGCUGAACAGUCAAGUCCUCUGGCCCCAGCAGCACAGCAUACGACACAAGCUGGACGCUUGUGGGAAAAGCAGACUACACAAGCAGGAAAAGCAAAGACUGCAGAUUGGAGCAGAGCCCCGAAAGAACAUCAGCUGACUGGACGAGCGGCCUCAAAGCAGGGAGGAGAAACGCAAGGGUCCAUUUUGGCGUCAUCGAAGCCACCCGUACCAAAGACGACAGGGAAAGACUCUGAUGCUGUCUCGAGAAAGGAAGAUCUGUCCCCACCGAAACGGAUACGUGAUCGGGCAGCCAUGUUUGAGUGCCGUAACCAAAAAGAGCAGCACGCACCACAUAGGAUCACAAGGACAGACUUGCCUUCUUGUUGACAGCGCUCUGCUUUCCAUUCGCGAACAGAAGUAGAUGGCACUUUGUAGGGUUCAAGCCUUGUUCAUGUACUUAGCGAAUGAGGAUGCUGCUUAAGGGGGGACUUGAGUUGUGAUGUCUGCCGAAGACGAUGAGCCAUAUUUGCGCUCUGAACCUAGCACAGUUUUUUUUUUUUUUUUUGCUUCCUCUUCUUACUUUGUCUGCUUGACUCUGCAGGCAGCAGGAAAACACAGCAAAAUCAUUCCAUUUUCUACACAAAUUAUAAACAGUUGCCAAAAGAAUUGGGUUUUCCCAUCACUUUUGUAUGUUACUUCAUACCUUAUCAUUUUUCUUAACGAUUUUAAUGCUGUUUGCAUCUUAUGACCUCCAAGUUGUGCUUGUAAUUGUUUUGCUAUUAAUUUAUUUUUUAAAAAUUUGUAGCAAAUGGACUUCAAGCAACGUUUGUAGAGCUGUUUCGAUAUGUACGACCACCUUUUGGUACCAAAAGCAUAAUUAACACGAGACGUUGCCUGUGCAUCAAAAUUUUAAAUUGUUGGAACCGUUGGGAGCCUAGUGGUAGCGUAGCCUGUUCAGAGGACCCAACUUGUGUAAUUCUCAACUUGGAAUCUUCGUCACGUAUGUACAGCAUGAGAGAUGCAUUGCAGCUUACGCUUGCACUGCUAACUUGCUAAGGGUACGGUGCUAGAAGGAAAGCCCUCUCUGUCACUUUCUUGUAUAUUGAGGUUGAUUGACUGUCUAUAAGGUGAAUAUGCUGCGAGAUAGUGUAACAGAAAGUGUAAAAAAUCAUGCUGGGCUUUCUAGCAGAUGUACGGGAGGCAAACUGAAAGCGCUGUAAAUUUUUUAUGCCUCCCUGCAUUUGCUAAGCGUUUGGAACUUUUACCCGCAUAGUUUAGGUUCAAAGUAGCUGCCUUUCAGCCCUGUAUUAUAAAAUGAAUAUAAGUCAACAUUGAAGGUGGAUAGAUGAAUGCUUGUAUAUUUUGAUUUGUCAUGAUUUUUUUUUUUACUUUUUUCUUUUUACUUCCAGCUUUUAGUUGUUGCUUUGUGUGAAUGCAAUGUACAUAUUGUUGGAUUUUAUAUUGUAAUAAUAUUAAGAAGAUAUAUAUAUACACUAUAUAUAUAUAUAUGAAAUAUAUGCAUGUCAUGAAUGAUA
Molecule: messenger RNA, 6958 nt
Organism: Ornithodoros turicata
Lineage: Eukaryota; Metazoa; Arthropoda; Arachnida; Ixodida; Argasidae
Gene: CdGAPr
Exons: 19
Coding region: 342-5810 (1822 amino acids)
Biological process (GO): small GTPase-mediated signal transduction
Molecular function (GO): protein binding; GTPase activator activity; phosphatidylinositol binding
Source: RefSeq, a predicted model, not a curated record